UAUGACAGAGGAGAGUGUCUGCUGUCAGUGGAAGCUUACGACAUAAAGACAAACAAAUGGACUCCUUUACCUGACAUGCCUGACCCUAGGGGGCGCUUUUCCAUGGAACAGAUCAACGGUGUCCUAUAUGCAAUAGGGGGCUCUGAUGGUCAUGGUUGCCAAACGAAAAUACACUGCUUCGACGUUGCUACACAGAAGUGGAAAACUCUCUGUAGUACCAGCAACGCUAGGGUGUCACAAGGUGUGAUAGCGAUGAACGACACACUCUACCUGGUGUGUUUUGAUGUUGUGUUUUUGUUUACAGGUGUGAUAGCGAUGAACGACACACUCUACCUGGUGUGUUUUGAUGUUGUGUUUUUUGUUUACAGGUGUGAUAGUGAUGAACGACACACUCUACCUGGUGUGUUUUGAUGUUGUAUUUUUGU
This is a messenger RNA of Mizuhopecten yessoensis (Yesso scallop), 425 nucleotides long. RefSeq names its product kelch-like protein 5. Lineage: Eukaryota; Metazoa; Mollusca; Bivalvia; Pectinida; Pectinidae. The transcript is spliced from 2 exons. Gene Ontology annotation, molecular function: protein binding. The record is from RefSeq and is a predicted model, not a curated record. The coding region runs from base 76 to 411 and encodes 111 amino acids.